AUGAGCUUCUCUGGCACCAAGGCUCGGAUCCUGAUGUUGGGUCUGGACGCUGCUGGAAAGACCACCAUCCUCUACAGGCUGAAGUUAGGUGAGACAGUCACUACAAUCCCUACCAUUGGAUUCAACGUCGAAACUGUGGAGCCCAUACCUAAUGUGACCUUUACUGUCUGGGAUGCAGCUGGUCAGGGCAGGAUUCGAGCCCUAUGGAAACACUACUUUGCCAAUACAGAUGGGACAGAACUCAAUACUAUCCUGGAGGAUGAUCAAAUGAAAGGUGUUCCCUUCUUGGUGAUGGCCAACAAGCAAGAUUUCCCAGGUGCCAGGAAACCUAUGGAGCUGGCAGAAGAUCUGGGACUGGCCAAGAUAAAAGGACAUCGGUGGCACAUCCAGGGGUGCUGUGCACUCAAUGGGGAAGGACUGGUGGAGGGGAUGGAGGUUCUCACCAACUUAGUGAAGCAUUUUCAGAAGAACGGGACUUCCCAAGAGGACUAA
Staurois parvus is the source of this 492-nucleotide messenger RNA. NCBI's taxonomy places the organism in Eukaryota, Metazoa, Chordata, Amphibia, Anura, Ranidae. The record is from the annotation of a GenBank genome assembly.